Triticum aestivum (bread wheat) is the source of this 1371-nucleotide messenger RNA. RefSeq names its product F-box protein At5g07610-like. Lineage: Eukaryota; Viridiplantae; Streptophyta; Magnoliopsida; Poales; Poaceae. The coding region runs from base 140 to 1291 and encodes 383 amino acids. The record is from RefSeq and is a predicted model, not a curated record. The transcript has 2 exons. Gene Ontology annotation, molecular function: protein binding.
UUAAGUUAGGGCGUGAAGCCGGUCAUAUCCCAUAGCGCACCACGCUGGUGUUUCUCUCCGGCCCGGAGCAGUUCCGCCGGCGCCGACCGUCGUCUUGGCCACGCCAACUCAACCUCCUCUACAGUAUUCUUCCAUAAGAAUGGAUUCUAAGAAGGUGAUUGCUGCUGCUAAUCUAACUGAUGAUCUAGUGGUGGAAAUCCUCUCUCGGGUACCGUUCAAGUCUUUUUGCCGCUUCAAAUGUGUCUGCAAGGCCUGGCUUGCCUUCGCCUCGGAUCCACACUACCAUCGGAAACUGCCGAAAAUUCCCACUGGUCUUUUUCACGGAGGCAAUGAUGGGUCUGUUGCCGAACUUGCUAGCAUGUCCCCAAAUGAUGAAGAAAUUAAUGGGGCUCUUACAUUCUUGCCGCACCAUGAGCAUUUAGAAUUUGUGGACUGUUGCAAUGGCCUAGUUCUUUGUAAGUACAAGACCAGUUAUGCUUCUGCGGAAGCUUGCCGCUUCAUCAUGUGUAACCCUGCAACACGGGAGUGGAGGUCACUUCCUGUUCCUGAUACCCAACCUGACCCAACCGAGUUCGUGGGUGACACUUUUUUGGCCUUCGACCCAUCAUGGUCAGCACAGUUCUAUGUCUUUAACUUCCGGGAGAAGUUUGAUGGUUAUUGGACACUCGGUAUCAACAAACUUGAGGUGUUCUCGUCUGACCUAUCCACCUGGAUUGUGGAUGCUGCAUGGAGUCCUUUUAUAAAGAUUUGUAAUCCACACCACUUUAUAGGAGGAGUUUUGUACGUGCACACAAAUGGGGGCGACAUUCUGGGGUUGGAGGUAAUUGGUUCUGGCAUACCACCGCGUCAUUUUAUUGUCAAGUUGCCACAUGGCCAUUCGGAUCUCGUGUCUGGUUGCUUUGGUCAAUCAUCAGGGUUCUUGCAGUGUGCACUUCCAGAGGAGAGCGGUCAUACAAUUGCAGUUUUCAGUCUUGAUACUUGUCAUUCCUACAAAUGGUCUUUCAAGUAUCGUCUUAGUAUGGGCAAUGCAUUUGGAAGGGACGACUUCCUUCACAUUGAUGAUGAGGGCUGGUACUGUUGGCUUGAUUAUCAGAUUGUCGCUCUUGAUUCGGAAAGAAAGGUUCUCUUCCUUGUUGACAAGGUUCGAAUGAAGCUUUUGUCAUACAACAUCAUCACUGGAAAACUUAGCGAGAUCGAAGAUGGUUGUCGUACUGACUACCUUUAUUAUGUGGCAUGCUACUCAAAGCUUCCAGUUCUCUCCUCUUUUGAGCAUACACAAGAAACUUGUUAAUUAUUCAGGUUCUAGCUGACAAGAAACUUGUUAAUGUUGUACAUAUUUGUGUCUGUUUUACAAUACAAUGGAUUAGGUUG